AUGGCUGCGCCGCCGGACCCGCAGGAUCAGCUGCUGCCGCCGGCCAGUCCCGGGUCCCAGUGGUUUGGGGACCGGGGCGAGGGGGAAGACGACGAGGUGGUGACGCCGACGGGGGACGAGCCGGCGCCUCCGGCGGGAGAGCCCGGGCUCGGGCCGCGGGAUUCGGGCUCGGGCCCCGCCCGGCCGCCGCCCGUUGCCAUGGAGACUGCAUCCACAGGUGCAGCAGGUGUUGCCAGCGCCGCCCCGGAUCGCGCCUCUCCCGCCACACCAGAAGACAGGGAGGGAGCGUGUUACACAUCUCUGAUCUCUGACAUCUGUUCCCCGCCUCGGGAGGGUGCCACGUACUUCACUGGCAUCCUGCAGAAGGACGACGGCCGUGUCACCGCUUCUGAGAGCCCCGAGGACUUGGCCAGCCCCGGGCCCUCCUUACCCGAUGUGCCUGCGACGGAGCCUCGCGGCCUGUUUAGCUCUGAUUCGGGCAUAGAGAUGACUCCGGCAGAGUCGGCAGAAGUGAACAAGAUCUUGGCAGACCCCCUGGACCAGAUGAAAGCCGAGGCCUACAAGUACAUUGACAUAACCAGGCCCGAGGAGCCGACGUGUCGGGAGCAGCCAUCCCCAGAGUUGCCACACAAAGACUGGGAUCUUAAGGAUCAGGACACUGGUGUCUCGCCCAGACCUGAAGGGGCCCGUGAGCCCGACACGCCAGCUCCCGUGGAGGGAAAGAUCCUCAAGGACCACUUAUUUGAAGCGUCCACGUUUGCUCCCUACGUGGAUGACCUCUCUGAAGAACCACACCGCGCCGCUGUGGUCAGCGCACCUGUCAAGAUCACGCUCACGGAGGUGGAGGCUGCGCCCCGAGUCCAGAGCCCCGAGAAGCAAGACGUAUGUCUGAAGCCGAGUCCCGACACAGUCCCCACGGUCACCGUGUCAGAGCCUGAGGAUGACAGCCCCGGGUCUGUCACCCCGCCAUCUUCCGGAACAGAACCAUCUGCUGCGGAAUCCCAGGGGAAGGGCAGCCUCUCCGAGGACGAGCUCAUCACGGCUAUCAAGGAGGCCAAGGGGUUAUCCUACGAAACCGCUGAGAGUCCCCGGCCGCCGGCCUACGGGGCCGACCGGCCCGAGGCCAAGGCCAGAGCCGGGCUGCCCACCAUCCCCAGCCCCCUGGACCACGAGGCCAGCAGCGCCGAGUCCGGGGACUCGGAGAUCGAGCUGGUCUCCGAGGACCCGAUGGCCGCCGAGGACGCACUCCCCUCGGGCUACGCGAGCUUCGGCCACGUGGGCGGCCCUCCGCCGUCGCCCGCCUCGCCGUCCAUCCAGUACAGCAUCCUGCGCGAGGAGCGCGAGGCCGAGCUGGACAGCGAGCUCAUCAUCGAGUCGUGCGACGCCUCCUCCGCCUCCGAGGAGAGCCCCAAGCGCGAGCAGGACUCGCCCCCGGCGCGGCCGAGCGCCCUGGACGCCAUCCGCGAGGAGGAGCGCGCGCCCGGCCGGCGGGGCCAGGCCGAGCCGGAGCCGUUCCCGGAGCCGCCCUCGGCCGCUCCGCGAGCCGGCUCCGAGCCGCCCGCUGCAGACGGCGCCCCGGCGGCGCCCGAGGGGCCCGCGGCGCAGCGCACACCUGCGGAGGCGGCGAGCUCGGCCCCGGGCCCCGCGGCGGCGAAAGGCCCUGCAGUGUGGGGUCCUGGCCACGCGCCCCCGCUGCUCUUUCUCGAUAAGCAGAAAGCUGUCGACCUGCUGUACUGGCGGGACAUCAAGCAAACGGGGAUAGUGUUCGGGAGCUUCCUGCUGCUGCUCUUCUCCCUGACCCAGUUCAGCGUGGUGAGCGUCGUGGCCUACCUGGCCCUCGCCGCACUCUCAGCCACCAUCAGUUUCCGCAUCUACAAGUCUGUUUUACAAGCUGUGCAGAAAACCGACGAGGGCCACCCUUUCAAGGCCUACCUGGAGCUGGAGAUUACCCUUUCUCAGGAGCAGAUUCAGAAGUACACGGCCUGCCUGCAGUUCUACGUGAACAGCACGCUUCAGGAACUCAGACGGCUCUUCCUCGUCCAGGACCUGGUGGAUUCCUUAAAAUUUGCAGUCCUGAUGUGGCUCCUGACUUACGUUGGCGCUCUCUUCAACGGCCUGACCCUGCUUCUCAUGGCUGUGGUUUCGAUGUUUACUCUACCUGUCGUGUAUGUGAAGCACCAGGCACAGAUUGACCAAUAUCUGGGACUUGUGAGGACUCACAUAAAUGCUGUUGUGGCCAAGAUUCAGGCGAAAAUCCCAGGCGCCAAAAGGCACGCUGAGUAGUGGCUAGCCCAUGGGACCGGACACAAACAAGAAUGUAUGGAGUGGUAACCUCUCUUCUUACUCGUAACAGCAAAUCCAUUGUUUCUCUCCCCCGACCCCAGUACCAUAAUCUUAGAUACAAACUUAAAAACAGCUGUUUUUAGGCUGUUCCUGUACUCUUAGGAUAUUUGAGUCACUUGUGUCAAGCACUAAAGUAUAGAAAAAAAAAGUGUAUUAGAUGUGGUUUUUAAUUUCGUGCAUGAUGGUGAGCAUCCACCGUAUCUUUUCCUCCGUGUUCUCCCUGCGCCGCUUCCGUAGCUUCUAAUGUUCCCCUGGCUAGGCCUUUCCCGCCAAGUACAUUGACGCAAUAGUGGAAAUCGCUUAUAUGUCUUUGGGUGGCUGGUUGGAGUAAUCUUUAAUAACAAUAUAUAGAGUUGUAGACUGAUGUUUUAGCGUUUUUCCAACACACACAAUGUAAAAAUUAAAAAAAAAAAAAGUCAACCGUACUUAUGGUAACCGAUUUUGUAUAACUUAACAUGAUUAAAUAACUGGACAAACCCCAAGCGAAGACACAGUACUUGUGUUGUAUGGGACUGACGGGCUGAUUUACAUGUGUGGUAACUGCGAAGUACCAGCAUGUUCACUUUGUUACACUUUGUAUGACUUUAUCUGUAGUUCCUCAUGGACUUAACUAUG
Lepus europaeus (European hare) is the source of this 2958-nucleotide messenger RNA. It is a transcript of the gene RTN1, whose product is annotated as reticulon 1. The record is from RefSeq and is a predicted model, not a curated record. Gene Ontology annotation, cellular component: neuron projection; postsynaptic density. Gene Ontology annotation, biological process: neuron differentiation; endoplasmic reticulum tubular network formation; brain development. Lineage: Eukaryota; Metazoa; Chordata; Mammalia; Lagomorpha; Leporidae. The coding region runs from base 1 to 2283 and encodes 760 amino acids. The transcript has 9 exons.